AUGCUGAUUCCUCGAUGCCGUCUCGCCCGUUCCCAUCCUCAUCCUCAUAUUCGACACGGCGUCCUGCUCCCUCGGUCGCGUCUCAGCCUACGUAUCCCAACGAAUCAUCACGGCACUCAAACCACGAAAUCCCAAACCAAACAAGAUGCCAUUCCCCACGACACAGCAACUACGAACCAGAAACCCAAACUAUCCCCACUCGGGUGGUUCCGACGUUCCCAAAGCCAACGACCAUAUACCACCCAACUAUGCCUGACGCCGCUGAUAUUCUGUGUCGGGGACUUCGCCGCACAAAUGAUCGGCGACGACGACGGAUUCGACUACCAUCGCGCACUGCGCAGCGUCAUCGCCGGACUGGUGAUCGCGAUCCCCACCUAUAAGUGGUUCCUGUUCCUCGGGCGGCGGUUUAAUUACAGCUCACCUGCGCUGUCGUUGGGGGCGAAGGUCGCCGUCAACCAAACCGUGUAUACUCCGCUGUUCAAUGUGUAUUUUUUUGCGGCCCACGGACUCCUCGCUGGGGAGGGGGUCUGGGGUACCAUGGAACGAGUGAAGGAUAAGGCGUCGAUCAGUAUUCCCAGGAGUUUUUUGUUUUGGCCAUUCGUGACGGCGUUCAACUUUACGUAUAUUCAGCCCCAGUCGAGGGGGAUUGCCACCUCGAUAGGCUCUGUGUUUUGGCAGACAUAUUUGAGUUGGUUGAAUAGUCGGGGAGAGAGGAAGGGGAACCCUUCCGUCGUGGAAGGUUGA
Penicillium verrucosum is the source of this 744-nucleotide messenger RNA. RefSeq names its product Mpv17/PMP22 family protein. The coding region runs from base 1 to 744 and encodes 247 amino acids. The transcript has a single exon. Lineage: Eukaryota; Fungi; Ascomycota; Eurotiomycetes; Eurotiales; Aspergillaceae. The record is from RefSeq and is a predicted model, not a curated record. Gene Ontology annotation, cellular component: mitochondrion; membrane; cytoplasm.